Molecule: messenger RNA, 2466 nt
Organism: Ostrea edulis (European flat oyster)
Lineage: Eukaryota; Metazoa; Mollusca; Bivalvia; Ostreida; Ostreidae
Exons: 3
Coding region: 179-1090 (303 amino acids)
Source: RefSeq, a predicted model, not a curated record
GUGUAUAUAUAUAUACAUGAAUAAUCAAAUGAAAUACUGAUUCACAGUGAGAAACAUCAGACAAGUGUCUGUGAACACCAUUGAUUUCAUCAACCUGCAAACUCCACGAAGACCUGCAGCGUUACCACUGCCUUUUCCAACUGCCCACACCCGAGCGUCAACUCAUAGCACGACUGCCAUGAUCAGAGGAAACUCAAAACAGAAGAUAAAAACAACAAGACAGGCAGUUGCUAUAGAAAAGUCCACUGGUGCCAAGAAAGUUGUUUCAACUCAAAGGAAUGAUUGUGACCUAAAGAAUCAUGAUGGCGAUCUGAAAAAGCUAAUGCUGGAAGACCAGGAAUGUAACAAGUUGUUACUUAGCGUCAAGGACAGCAAGAGGCAAAGACAAAUGAAGGUGGAAGAGCAACAGAAAAAUCUGGCAGAGGCAAGGAAAUAUCACAAAGUGUUGAUUUCCAGAAAGAUGACUCAGGCAAAGAAGAUCAAGUCAGUAAAUAAAACUGUUGGGCGUGGUGUACCUUUGCACGCAUCUCAAGAGGAUAUCCUGCUUCAUGAGAUGCUGGUAACUCAGGAGAGAAUCCAGAGAAGUAAAGUCAAAGUGCUGGAGACUGAGCUCAGUGCUCUGUCAGGAUUACCUCCAAGGUCCACACCAAUGCUUAAACUCCAGAGACCCAAACCAGCCUUCAAAAUUCCGAAUCUUGUUUUCCGAAAGGUGGAAAAUGACAGCUUGCCUCCCGUGGGGGUACAAGAAAAGGUUAAAUACUCUGAUGAGGUUUAUGACCCAGAGAAAGGAUUGGGAAAGCGUAAAGAGUUUACUGUACCAGUUGCCUGUGUCCAUCAAGUUCCUCCACUUGAUUUGAGCAAGCUGCUUGAUGAUAGCCUGUCUGCUGUGGGAAAAAGGCCUACCGUACCAGCUGUCUGUGGUCAGAAAGGGAGGAAAUUGAUAGCCAGUGGAAAUUGUGCGGCCAGACAAAACAUGACUAAAGAUCAUGACAACAUUUCGAGAUCUGUGGUUUUUCUUCCUGAUAUCAAGGACAAUGACAAAACCAAAUUUUUCAUUCCAAAUAUAUUUAAUUGCAAAUCUAUCUUAUGAUUAGUGAAUUUUGUUUUAAAAGAUGUUCAUUGGGAUGUACUUUAUAGGCAGCAAUCUGUAGAACUUUAGAAGUUGUGAAUGCUUUUUAGCUCAUCUGAGCUGAAAGCUCAAGUGAGCUUUUCUGUUCGCCUGUUGUCUUUCUGUAAACUUUUUAUAUUUUUUACUUCUUCAGAACCACCGGGCUAAUUUCAACCAAACUUGGCAAAAAGCGUCCUCGGGUAAAGGGCUUUUAAAUUUGUUCAAAUAAACUUCAAAGGGGAGAAAAUCACAAAAAUAGGAUGGGGACAUUUAAAAAUCUUCUCAAAAACCACUGAGCCAGAAGAGCUGAAAUUUACAUGAAAGCUUCCUGAUAUAAUACAGAUUCAGGUUUGUUAAAAUAAUGACCAAAGAACCAUUGGGCCAGAAAAGUUUACAUGACAGCUUCCAAGUUUGUAAAAAGUCAUGGCCCUGGGGAGUAAAUUGGGGCCACAUUAGGGAUCAAAGUUUUACAUGCGAAUAGAUAGGGGGAAAAUCUUAAAAUAUGGGCCAAGUUAACUCGAUCAGGUGAGCGAUGUGGAUCAUUGGCCUCUUAUUUAUUUCCUAAAUACAAAUGUAUUAUUUUCUUUAGUUCUACAGCAUUGUAAAGAAAUAUUUAAAGUAGUUUAUGAAUUAAUAUUUUUGCAGUCAUCUCAGACUCUCCGGUAGGCCCUGUCCACCACUGGUAGUUCUGAAGGGUUUUUUGUUGUUGACCUUUCCGGAUUUCUCCAGGGUGCUGGUAUAUUUCUUUGGAACCCUCCUGCAAUUCGUGUUAUGAUAUAAUGGGCAUUUGUCAUAAGUGCACAAUUUACACAUGUAUUUUGUAUAUGUCCAUGUGCUGUUUUUGCGUAUUUUGCUUGACCUUUAGUUACGCGAGAACUUUUUAUUCUAACAAGAAAUAAAAAAAGAAUAAUGAAAGUUAUCUCGUUGAUUUUCAUAUUUCAUUAAUGUUGAAAAAUGAUACAAUGACUACUCCGCAUUAUGUCAUAAGUUUGUUCAAUAUAUGUAUAUUGGAGAGUUUUGUAAUCCCAGUAAGGGAUUUUUUAAUCUUCAGAUUUUAUCAACUUUCAGCCCAUUUACAAGAUGGUGUUUAUAUUUUUCCUUUGAAUCAGGUGAAAUAUUGCUAAUUGUAUUGCUUUAAAUUUUGAAGGAUGUCAACAACUCGAUAUCAUGUUAUUUUAACGCAUUUGAUGGCAAACUAAAAUGCUUUACAAGCAGUAUUGAUUAGCUUGAACAUAUUGCAUGUUUUGUUGGUUACAUUUUGACUAUGAUCAUGUAUGGACCAACACAGUACAAUAGAAUAGAGCAAUGAAUGUAUGUAUUCUAAUUUUUUCAUUUAACUUAAAGAUAUUGCUUGUGAA